Messenger RNA from Meloidogyne enterolobii, 987 nucleotides. The record is from the annotation of a GenBank genome assembly. Lineage: Eukaryota; Metazoa; Nematoda; Chromadorea; Rhabditida; Meloidogynidae.
CUCAUGAGAACUGAUGAAGAUCGGGUUCAACCUUUACAACCUUUAACGCUCAAAUUAAAACGUUCAGCAAGUGGAAUACAGAGACUGGCGACUACAACUCUAACUCCACCUUUACAUAUAAAACCCUCAUCCACUUCUGCUUUUCCGACAACUUCUGCACUUAAAUCAACGGCAGGGACUUCGAAUAAUUGUUCACCUUCUAGUGUACAAGCAGCUCGAAAAAGUGUGCAAUCUACAGCAGAAUUGGUUGCCCAGAUUAGCGAACAAUUACAACAUUAUGGUACUAUUUUUGAUACAUCAACUUUGGCUUCUAAUAGUAAUAACAAUAUUAAAGAGACAAAUAAACAACAAUUACAUUUACAGAGAAAUGCCAAUUCGUUGUCUUCUUUGCCGGAAAACGAUGUUGAAAUUGUUGGUGAAUCCACAGCUAAAAAGCGGCGUGGUAAAAUGUCUGAUCAAAUUCAAAACCACUCUCAAGACAUUGAGUUGUUAAAUGGCAGACAUAAAACAGAAAAUGCUGUAAAUAAUAAAAAAGAAGGAAAGAAGAAACGUGGUCGACCUAAAAUGACAGAAACGGGUAUUUAUUUAAAUAAUUUGAAUGAUGGAAUGAAUGAAAGGUCAACAAUUACUAAAACUUUAAAGUCUUCAAAGGAAGUUGGCAAUACUCAAAAAUUUAAUUGGUUCGAGAAAUAUCCAUUGCCAAAUGUUGGGAAUGUUGAUUCAACAUCACAAAUUCCUUCAACAAUAUUAGAGAAUCCUUGUAAUUCUUAUGCACUUCCAGUAAAUAAUGGACAAAAUUUGACAAAAGAAGAAGAAAAACGUAAAAUUUUAAUAUUGCCAUAUAUGGAUAUUGGAGAACCAGAUUGGCUUGUACACGGGUUACCAGAACGUGAACGUUAUCUAUUUCCUGAUUUUGAUUCUUUCUCAUCAUCAUUUCAGUCAUUAAAACAAAAAUUUAAAGAAAGUGAUAGAAAUUGGCGACUUUAA